Sabethes cyaneus is the source of this 852-nucleotide messenger RNA. It is a transcript of the gene Membrin, whose product is annotated as probable Golgi SNAP receptor complex member 2. Gene Ontology annotation, molecular function: SNAP receptor activity; SNARE binding. Lineage: Eukaryota; Metazoa; Arthropoda; Insecta; Diptera; Culicidae. Gene Ontology annotation, biological process: vesicle fusion; vesicle-mediated transport. The coding region runs from base 127 to 765 and encodes 212 amino acids. The record is from RefSeq and is a predicted model, not a curated record. The transcript has 2 exons. Gene Ontology annotation, cellular component: ER to Golgi transport vesicle membrane; endoplasmic reticulum membrane; late endosome membrane.
UGCGAAACCAGUGAAGCAGUGAAGUGAUAAAUAUUUUCCAAUUCUUAAUUGAUUAAGUUGUGACUCCGUUGAGCUUAUUUUAUGUACUGCAAUAGAAAAAAGAAUAUUUUCAUAUGAAUCUUAAAUAUGGAAGCCCUGUAUUUCCAAACAAACAGUAUAAUACAGGAAACACAGCAAUGUUUUCAGCAGCUUAACAAUGUACGUGGCGGAGACACAGGAUCAGUCGAAGCAGAAAUACAAACGAAGCUCACGGCGGUGAGUGCUAACUGUGACCGGCUAGAUGUUCUGCUGUACAAAGUUCCCGUGGCGCAACGGCCGAGCACCAAAAUGCGAGUUGACCAGCUCAAGUAUGAUCUGCGUCAUCUGCAGGCCGCCUUGAGGUUGUACCAGGACAAGAAAGCUCGCCGCGAGUUGGAGCAUGCCGAACGGGAAAGCCUACUGAACAAACGGUUCACGGCCAAUUCGGAUACCUCGAUCGACAUAGACUACUCGCUGCAGCAUAACAAUGCGAUGCAAAACGCUCACCGAGGUGUCGACGAAAUGAUCUGGACCGGCAGCAGCAUACUGGACGGCCUGCGGAAUCAGCGGGAAACGCUGAAGGGCGCCAGAAAGCGAAUCAUGGACGUCGGGAAUACGCUCGGACUGUCCAAUCAAACGAUGAAAAUGAUCGAACGUCGUCUGGUUGAGGAUAAAUAUGUGAUGAUCGGAGGAAUGAUUGUGACAUUGUUAAUUAUUACGGUUAUUAUUUACUUUUUCGUAUUUUAGGGACGCAUUAAAGCGAUGCAUGAAACAUAUUAAAAAAUCUAAAUGGCCUUAGAAGCUUUGCAACACUCUAGCAAAUAUUAAAUUCUU